Molecule: messenger RNA, 1494 nt
Organism: Hibiscus syriacus
Lineage: Eukaryota; Viridiplantae; Streptophyta; Magnoliopsida; Malvales; Malvaceae
Product: serine carboxypeptidase II-2-like
Exons: 10
Coding region: 16-1479 (487 amino acids)
Biological process (GO): proteolysis
Cellular component (GO): vacuole
Molecular function (GO): serine-type carboxypeptidase activity
Source: RefSeq, a predicted model, not a curated record
CCUUAAAGGAAAUACAUGGCAAGUCCAGGAUGGGUUUUUGAUCAAAAGACCUUUUUGAUCUUCAUCAUCCUCAAUCUCUCUCUGGGUAGUUGCUUAAUUGCUACUUCUUUGGAAGACUCAACUGCCCAACAAAAACUUGAUAAGGUUCUUAAGCUUCCAGGGCAGAGUUUCAAUGUCAGCUUUGCACACUAUGCUGGUUAUGUUACCGUCAAUAAUAACUCAGGGAGAGCUCUCUUUUACUGGUUCUUUGAAGCUGCUGACGAUCCUGAUUCAAAGCCUCUUCUUCUCUGGCUCAAUGGAGGACCUGGAUGUUCAUCCAUUGCUUAUGGAUUAGCAGAGGAAAUAGGACCAUUCCACAUUAGGCCAGAUGGGAAGACCCUUUACUUGAACCCUUACUCUUGGAAUCUAGCUGCCAGCAUUCUAUUCAUUGAUUCUCCUGUUGGAGUUGGUUUUUCAUAUUCAAAUACUUCCUCUGAUUUGCUUGACAAUGGUGAUAAAAGAACUGCGAAGGAUGCACUGAAAUUUUUGCUAAAGUGGCUUCAGCGCUUUCCUCAGUAUAAAGACAGGGAUUUUUACAUUGCUGGAGAGAGUUAUGCAGGGCAUUAUGUUCCACAGCUAAGCCAAGCCAUUGUAAGAUACAACAGGGCCACCAAGGCAAAAGCCAUUAACCUAAAGGGCUAUAUGGUCGGAAAUGCUCUGACUGAUGAUUACCAUCACCAUUUGGGGCUCUUUCAAUAUUUGUGGUCAGCUGGUUUGAUUUCCGAUGAAACAUACAAGCUAUCGGAUGUAUUAUGCGAUUUCGAGUCACUCGUUCAGUCCUCGGAUUCUUGUAAUCAGGUAAUCGGCAUCGCAAAUGAAGAAAUGGGGCAUAUUGAUCCGUACAGCAUCUACACUCCCCCCUGCUCUGCCAUUGCUAGCCAGGCGAAGUGGCUGCUGAAAAGAAGGCUUAUGGUCGGCCAGCUCGGUGAAAAGUACGAUCCUUGCACGGCGAAGCACUCCGAAGUGUACUUCAAUCUACCUGAGGUUCAAAAGUCACUUCAUGUUUUACCUGAAGCUGCACCAUCUAGAUGGGAGACAUGCUGUGACACCGUAAAUAUUAACUGGAAGGAUUCUCCGAGAACGGUUCUGGAUAUUUACGAUGAGCUUAUGCACGAAGGACUUCGCAUAUGGAUAUUCAGUGGUGACACAGAUGGUGCAAUCCCAAUUACAUCCACCCGGUACACCAUAGAUGCUCUCAAGCUUCCAACUGUGAGUCCAUGGCGUGCUUGGUACGACGACGACGGCCAGGUAGGAGGAUGGACACAAGGGUAUGAAGGGCUGAACUUCGUUUCGGUGAGGGGAGCCGGGCAUGAAGUCCCUUUGCAUAGACCGAAACAAGCUCUCACGCUCGUCAAAGCUUUCUUAGCAGGAACCUCCAUGCCUGCUGCCGCUGCCGCCACCGCCGCCGUUGGUUCUCAACAACUCAUCAGUGACUCCUGAAUUAUGGUACUAAUU